Molecule: messenger RNA, 2849 nt
Organism: Entelurus aequoreus (snake pipefish)
Lineage: Eukaryota; Metazoa; Chordata; Actinopteri; Syngnathiformes; Syngnathidae
Product: E3 ubiquitin-protein ligase RNF19B
Exons: 12
Coding region: 314-2314 (666 amino acids)
Biological process (GO): ubiquitin-dependent protein catabolic process; positive regulation of proteasomal ubiquitin-dependent protein catabolic process; protein polyubiquitination
Cellular component (GO): ubiquitin ligase complex; cytoplasm
Molecular function (GO): ubiquitin conjugating enzyme binding; ubiquitin protein ligase activity; zinc ion binding
Source: RefSeq, a predicted model, not a curated record
GUGGAGGCAAAUUCAAGUUAGAACCAGUGUCGAGCAGCAUCUCAACAUCACCUGUCAGCUGGCAGCCCGACCUUCUUGCUGAGGGAGCAACAAGAAUCACACCUACUUCAUUGUGACUGACAGCUUUACCGGGGGAAACGGGAGGAGGACACCGCCUGGAAAUGAGGAGGAUGAGGAUCUUCAUUGCGUCUUUAGGGGAGGAGCCAUUUCUUUAAUACGCUGCAAGGAGAGGUUUUAAUAAUUACUGAGGACCCACAGAAGUCCGGUGAAGAAGAGGAUAAAGCAGGAAUCUCCCGAUGAAUCCUUACCUGUGAUGCUCCCUCUUGACGGGGGCCACCUCCUCCCUUGUCUGCCUCCAUCGGUGCCUCUCUUAGCUCCUUCACUCACACACACACACAUACACAUACACACACACACACACACACACACACAUACACACGCACACACUGCGCUUCUGCUCAUGGUCCUUGGCCUACGCUCCUCAGUUGCCGUUCCAGUCCCAGUAGACCAUGAAGAGGCCCAAACAGCAGCAGACGGGGCCCCUGAGCUUCCUCAACUUCUUCAGUCGAAAGCCCAAAUCGGAACCGAGGCCCGAAAGAAUGUGGAGGUCCAGCCCAAAGAGGAAGUAGCCAUCACCCUCACCCUGAGCGAACACCCAGAGCCGGAAUUCACAACAGAAGAUGCUGCAGAAUCCAAAGUUCCCGGAGGCGAAGGAGUAGGCACUGAGCCGGUGGAGGGCGGUGCAGCGGCGGCGUCGGCGGCGGCUGCUCCAAGCUGCACCGACGUCCUGUCGCUCUCCUCGUCCAGCCAGGACCAGCAGGUGGACGAGCACCUGGAGGAGUGUCCCUUAUGCCUGCUCAGCCAGCCGCGUUGCAGCUUCCCUCAACUUACCACCUGCUCCCACCGCACCUGCUCCGACUGUCUGCGUCAGUACCUACGCAUCGAGAUAUCUGAGAGCCGGGUGGGCAUCGCGUGCCCGCAGUGCCCUGAAACCCUGGCGCCGCUUGACGUGCGCGCCAUCCUGGAUGACGGGGCGCUGCUGGAAAGGUUUGAGGAGUACCAUCUGAGGCGUUUCCUGGCUGCUGACCCUGACACACGGUGGUGUCCGGCCCCUGACUGCAGCUAUGCAGUCAUCGCUUAUGGCUGCGCCGAGUGUCCCAAGCUGAGCUGUGGCCGCGAUGGAUGCGACACGGAGUUCUGCUACCACUGUCGCCAGCUCUGGCACCCCAACCAGACAUGCGACCAGGCCCGACGUCAGCGAGCACGCCACGGCUCGGGCAGUAAGGACGCCUCGGCUCUGUACGUCUUCAACGAGGAGGGCGGAGGAGAUGCAGAGGAGAUCAAGCCCUGCCCUCGCUGUGGCGCCUACAUCAUGAAGACCAACGACGGCAGCUGUAAUCGCAUGAACUGCACUGUGUGCGCCUGUCAGUUCUGCUGGCUGUGUAUGCAAGAGAUCACCGAUGUGCACUACCUCAGUCCCUCAGGGUGUACGUUCUGGGGGAAGAAGCCGUGGUCGCAAACACGCAAAGUCCUGUGGCAGGUGGGCAUGCUGCUGGGAGCUCCCGUGGUAAUCUCCCUCAUAGCGGGCAUCGCUAUACCCGUCAUCAUAGUGGGCAUACCCAUCUACAUGGGACGCAAGGUCCAUGGUCGCUGUAAGAAGAACAAUAUCUCAGGAAGUAAGCACUACUUGACGGUGGCCAGCGGCGUGAUGAUGUCAGUGUUUGUGUCGCCCGUCAUAGCAGCGGUCACUGUAGGUGUAGGCAUGCCGCUCAUGUUGACGUACGUGUACGGUGUGGUGCCCAUGUCGCUCUGCAGGAACGGCUGGUGUCGACCCAACAGCGAGUCCCCUGACACACACAAGAUUCAACUGGAGGACUUGGCUAGCUACCUUCUAUUCUCUCACGUGGUCAGCGACCACUGGACGGCCCAGAGCAACCCUGUGCUCGGCGACGCCUCCGGCCUCCAGGAGGUCAGCGUGCAGGAAACCAGCUCCCUUCCGAGCACCAGCGCAGCGCCCGCCCCGCUCGGCGGAUUUUUCCCAAAGGAGGAGGAGUCGGUUGAGCGUCCCGCAUACGCCCAGGAGGACAGCCAAUCAGAGCGCACACAAGUGCUUCCUUCCAGGGACGGGACCAACAUCGAAGUCCGCGUGGAAAUCGAGACCCACCCCAGAGGCGCUCGCCAGUCCAGCCUUAGUAGCGUCCUGUCCAGCCGUAGCUUGUCAGCCGAGUCGCUGCAGGGACAGUCGGGGGUGGACGGAGGAGACAAGCCAGGAAGGGAAGAAGGGAGCGUGUUUCUAGAAACAGACCACGUAUGAUAUGAUGCACAGGGUCUACGUACGGGAAUAUAACACCCACUAAAAAGGGGGGCGGUGAACAGACGGAUGGACCCGCAGGCCUCGGCCCGCCUUCUGCUCCCCAGACCCUCCCACCAGAUGCCUUUAACCAAUGAGGAAGAGGAGAUCCAUAGUUUGUGUGUGCUAGGAAGUUAGCAUGCCACUGCAAUCAGGAGAGCAUUAUAACCUCACAGCAUGCUAGCUGGCGACUUCAUUCAUUCACCGGACGUCUUGUUUGUUGUCUCAUCUCACCUGUAGCGACCCCCCCCCCCAUCCCCCCAUCAUUAAAUAAAGAGACCCUCGCAUAAAGCAUGAUCACUUGGAAAGGACGGCAGGGGAGGACAGACGCAGAGUCAGCAUCCGAAGGCGAUUCAUGCCUGAAAGGUGCAUCGUGACUUCAUGGUAUGGACAAAAGUAUUGGGACACGCGAUAGAAAAAAAGCACGCUUUCAAUUAGCUCAAAAAGGUUCAUUAUUUCUUCUUAUUUAUAUACUUUUUCAAAUGUUCUUGUAAUCAGA